Salvelinus fontinalis (brook trout) is the source of this 1687-nucleotide messenger RNA. RefSeq names its product RDS/peripherin-like protein xRDS35. The record is from RefSeq and is a predicted model, not a curated record. The coding region runs from base 1 to 1053 and encodes 350 amino acids. Gene Ontology annotation, biological process: visual perception. The transcript has 6 exons. NCBI's taxonomy places the organism in Eukaryota, Metazoa, Chordata, Actinopteri, Salmoniformes, Salmonidae. Gene Ontology annotation, cellular component: membrane.
AUGGCGCUGCUGAAGCUGCAGUUCCCCCUGCAGAGGCGUGUGCGUCUGGCCCAGAGUCUGUGGCUGCUGUCCUGGCUGGCUGUGCUGGCUGGGGCCUUCACCUUCUCCCUGGGAGUGUACCUCAAGACCGAGCUGCUCCGCAGGGCAGAGGUGAUGGAUAACACAGAGAUCCAUGUGGUGCCCAACAUUUUGAUGCUGGUGGGCUUGAUAACCAUCGGGAUCAACCUGUUUGCUGGGCGGGUGUGUCAGGACUCCCUGGACUCUGCCCGGUUCCCCCCCUGGAAGCCCUUCCUGCUGCCCUGGUAUGGCCUGGCCUGGAUGGUGUGUGUCUGGUUGCUGUCUGCUGUGGUGCUCAGCUAUGCCCUGCAGGGACACCUCGAGGAGUCACUCAAGGUGGGCCUGAGGAACGGUAUCCGGUUCUACCGGGACACGGAUGUCCCGGGCCGCUGCUUCCAGAAGGAGACCAUCGACAGGCUGCAAAUGGAACUGCGUUGCUGCGGCAACACCAACUACAGGGACUGGUUCGAGGUUCAGUGGAUCAGCAACAGAUACCUGGACUUCACCUCUAAAGAAGUCAAGGAUCGUGUGCGUAGCAACGUGGACGGUCGUUACCUGAUGGAUGGAGUCCCCUUCAGCUGCUGUAACCCCGGCUCCCCUCGGCCCUGUCUCCAGAACCACCUGACUGACAACGCUGCUCACUACAACUAUGAGCACCAGAGUGAGGAGCUGAACCUGUACAUCCGCGGCUGCAGACAGGCGCUGGUCGACUACUACAUGGGCCUCAUGAACACCAUCGGCCCCGGGAUUCUGUCGGUCAUCUCCCUGCAGAUGUCAGUGUUGGUGAGUCUGCGGUACCUGCAGACGUCUCUGGAAGGUGUGGAUACGGAGAACCCUGAAGCUGACAGCGAGGGCUACAUCCUGGCGAAGGGGGUGAAAGAAACCAUGAUGGACGUCAAGAACACCAUGUUCAACCUGCUCCAGUUCGGACAGGUGGAAGCAGGUGAUGAGGCAGAAGCAGGGGAGGACGGUGAGAAGGCAGCCACGUCCAGCUAGAUGAAAUAUAAUAUAUAACCAUAUAUGGGUUUGAGACAGGAAGGGAGGCUUCUUAGUUCUGUGACCUCAUGGUGGUCUAGCCUGUGACCAGGCUAAUGGUGGGCUAGCUAGAGCUCUGUGUUGGCUUUGACACAGGCACUGAACUUUUUGGCUUGAUUUAUACUGCAACAAUGUACGAGCACUAAAAUACAUAAGGAAUCUUAUCUUAUCAUGCUCUGCACAGACAAGACAAGAUCUAACAAUGCAGAGGGUUUUUAACCUGACAGAAUUUGGAAUGAUAAUCUUUGAGUCAAGAACAAAACAUGAAAGUCAAGAAGACACUGGAAGGCACCGAAGAACACACACAUUUUAUAAAUACUCAAAAAGAAUACUCACAUACUCGUACACAAGUAAAUGAAAACACACACACUUUGAAGUACACUAAUGUUCUGAUGAUCUUUGAUUCAGAUCUGACUAAAUCUAAAGCACACAGUUAACGUAAUAAUACAAAGACUCACCCUAUGUGAAGAAGGCCUACAGUCAAUUGAAUACUGAAAUGGCUAGAGUUUGUUAACGCACUGCUAAGUAACGUGUCAAGAUGAUGUGAAGUUGGCAUCAGGCAUUUAAUAUAUUAAAGUUAGUUGCUUUUAAUGGA